CUUAACCCGAGCCCCCAUUCAUCAGCAAACACAUCGGAUCGAUGCUACUCUAACCUAUCGGGUUCUUGUACCAAAUCUCCAGGUUAAAUGAAUACCUGACGAAAGGGCCCACGUUUCAAGGCAGUGACAUUUGAUAGCUGAGAGGAAAAGUGGCUUUAAUGAAAAGCAACCUUUGGAAUUCCUGCUUGUGAAAAAUCCAAUUCAGCUUUUUGUGCUGCCAGCAAGAAAUGAUCAGUAGCACCAGUGUUUAUGGCUUGAAGAUGCAGUGGACGCCGGAGCAUGCCCAGUGGCCAGAGCAGCACUUCGAUAUCACUUCGACCACCCGGUCCCCAGCCCACAAGGUGGAAGCCUACCGGGGGCACCUGCAGCGCACGUACCAGUACGCCUGGGCCAACGACGACAUCUCGGCUCUGACCGCCUCCAACCUCCUGAAAAAGUAUGCAGAAAAAUAUUCCGGGAUUUUGGAAGGCCCGGCUGAGCGACCCAUUCUCAGCAACUACUCUGAAGCUCCCUCGGGGCUGGUGAACGGUCGGAAGAAUGAAAGUGAGCCUUGGCAGCCAUCCUUGAACUCGGAGAGCGUGUAUCCCAUGAACUGUGUCCCAGAUGUCAUCACCGCCAGCAAAGCUGGGGUAAGUGCAGCUCUCCCUCCCGCAGAUGUCUCAGCCAGCAUCGGGAGCUCUCCUGGGGUGGCCAGUAACCUGGCUGAGCCCAGCUACUCCAGCAGCACCUGUGGAAGUCACACCGUUCCCAGUCUUCAUUCAGGGCUCCCAUCUCAGGAAUACGCCACAGGAUACAAUGGCUCGUAUUUGCAUACCAGUUACAGCGGCCAGCCAGCACCUGCACUUCCAUCCCCUCAUCCAUCCCCCCUGCACAGCUCGGGACUUUUACAGCCCCCACCACCACCACCGCCACCAGCCCUCGUCCCUGGCUACAACGGGACCUCCAAUCUCUCCAGUUACAGCUACCCUUCCACCAGUUAUCCUCCUCAAACCGCUGUUGGCCCUGGGUACAGCCCUGGGGGUGCCCCGCCGCCCUCGGCUUACCUGCCUUCAGGAAUCCCUGCUCCAACCCCUCUGCCCCCAACCACUGUCCCCAGCUACUCCUACCAGGGCCACGGUCUGACGCCAAUUGCGCCGUCUGCCCUGACAAACAGUUCAGCCAGCUCUCUCAAAAGGAAAGCUUUCUACAUGGCAGGGCAAGGAGAAAUGGACUCCAGUUAUGGAAAUUACAGCUACGGCCAACAGAGAUCUACACAGAGUCCAAUGUAUCGAAUGCCAGACAACAGCAUUUCAAAUGCAAACAGAGGGAAUGGUUUUGACAGAAGUGCUGAAACAUCAUCCUUAGCAUUUAAGCCAACAAAGCAGCUAAUGUCCUCUGAACAGCAAAGGAAAUUCAGUAGCCAGUCCAGUAGGGCUUUAACACCCCCAUCCUAUAGUACUGCUAAAAACUCACUGGGUUCGAGAUCGAGUGACUCGUUUGGGAAGUAUAGCUCCCCAGUAAUGAAUGAGCAUGGUGACGAGCACAGGCAGCUCCUCCCUCACCCAAUGCAAGGCCCGGGACUUCGUGCAGCUACCUCAUCCAACCACUCUGUGGACGAGCAACUGAAGAAUACUGACACACACCUCAUUGACCUUGUUACCAAUGAGAUUAUCAGCCAAGGACCUCCCGUGGACUGGAGCGACAUUGCUGGCCUAGAUCUAGUAAAGGCCGUCAUUAAGGAGGAGGUUUUAUGGCCAGUAUUGAGGUCAGAUGCAUUCAAUGGACUGACUGCUCUACCUCGGAGCAUCCUUUUAUUUGGACCUCGGGGAACAGGCAAAACAUUAUUGGGCAGAUGUAUAGCUAGUCAGCUGGGGGCCACGUUUUUCAAAAUCACUGGCUCUGGCCUUGUCACAAAGUGGUUAGGGGAAGGAGAAAAAAUUGUCCAUGCCUCCUUCCUCGUGGCAAGGUGUCGCCAGCCCUCGGUGAUUUUUGUUAGUGACAUUGACAUGCUCCUUUCCUCUCAAGUGAGUGAAGAACAUAGUCCAGUAAGUCGGAUGAGAACCGAGUUCCUUAUGCAGCUGGACACUGUACUGACUUCUGCUGAGGACCAAAUAGUAGUAAUUUGCGCCACAAGUAAACCAGAAGAAAUUGAUGAAUCUCUUCGAAGGUACUUCAUGAAACGACUUUUAAUCCCACUUCCUGACAGCACAGCGAGACACCAGAUAAUAGUACAACUGCUCUCACAGCACAAUUACUGUCUCAAUGACAAGGAGGUUGCACUGCUUGUCCAGCGCACAGAAGGCUUUUCUGGACUAGAUGUGGCUCACUUGUGUCAGGAAGCCGUGGUGGGCCCACUCCAUGCCAUGCCAGCCACAGACCUUUCAGCCAUUAUGCCCAGCCAGUUGAGGCCAGUUACAUAUCAAGACUUUGAAAAUGCUUUCUGCAAGAUACAGCCUAGCAUAUCUCAAAAAGAGCUUGAUACAUACGUUGAAUGGAACAAAAUGUUUGGUUGCAGUCAGUGAUGCUACUUAAAAAAAAAUGUAAUGAAUGUUGGCACACACAGAAUCUGCUACAUAGGGGUAGAGAACCCUUUUCAGUAGUGUUAAAAUUGCAAAGGGUACUGGGAAGACUACGAUUUACCUUGCCUCUAAAGAGCCAGGGUAUACUUGAAGGAAAAGUGCAUCAAACAAGAGCUGCUGAUCUGAAAAAGCCACACAUGACAGAAAGCGCGUGUUGAUGCUCAGUUCUGUUCAAGCUAGACAAUACUCACCAAGGAGCAAGGUGCAAGUGGGUUGAUUUCAGAAGGACAUGAACCCUGUGUGUUGAUUCCAUUCUGCUGUUCUUGAGAUUUAGUUGCUGUCAAGUGCCUGAAGUGGUGCUUUAUUUUUUGUUUGCCUCACAAUUACAUUGGUGGCAUGUGCUAAUAUAAAGAGCUUUAACUUCAAACAUUAUUGGACUAAAGAGAUGAACGGUUG
This is a messenger RNA of Ficedula albicollis (Collared flycatcher), 2954 nucleotides long. RefSeq names its product fidgetin (gene FIGN). Lineage: Eukaryota; Metazoa; Chordata; Aves; Passeriformes; Muscicapidae. The transcript has 3 exons. The record is from RefSeq and is a predicted model, not a curated record. Gene Ontology annotation, molecular function: microtubule severing ATPase activity; ATP hydrolysis activity; ATP binding. The coding region runs from base 228 to 2501 and encodes 757 amino acids.